AUGGAAUUAAAUAAAAGUGAAAUUAAAAUGGCAACAAAUAUUGAGCCAUUAAAAGAACAAGAAAAUGAAUUAAAUGAAAAAUUAAAGAAAACCACAAUUAGUAAAACUGGAAAAAAUAAUAAAUUGAAAAAAAAUGAAAAGAAAUUAAAUAAAAAAUAUAAAGGAUUAAAAUGGAAAAAAACAAUUAAAAAGUUUGUAAAAGAUUACCCAGAUGGUUCAAUUCCAGUUGAUGAUUUAAGAAAAAUGGUUAUCUCUAAACAAUUAUCAAGAAUUGAAAAAGAUUUAAAAAUCAUUUUCAAUGAAAAGAUUCAAGAACCAACAAAAAUGUAUGCACUUGUUGGUCAUGAAGUAAAAAGAUUACAAUUUUUCCCAAAACAAUAA
This is a messenger RNA of Dictyostelium discoideum AX4, 381 nucleotides long. RefSeq lists its product as hypothetical. The transcript is spliced from 2 exons. Gene Ontology annotation, cellular component: nucleus. The coding region runs from base 1 to 381 and encodes 126 amino acids. The record is from RefSeq and is a predicted model, not a curated record. NCBI's taxonomy places the organism in Eukaryota, Evosea, Eumycetozoa, Dictyosteliales, Dictyosteliaceae.